AUGCGUCUAGACUUGUUUCUUACUUCCGUGCAUAAUGCGUUCCGUCGAUGUUCUGCUUGGCUCGGAAUGUUGAUGGCUGUUGUCAGAUAUCUUGUCAUUACUGAUAUCACCAGUAAAAACAACAAAUUUUCCAGUCCCAGAUACGGGGUGAAAGUUAUUUUAACUGCAUUUUUUAUCAGUUUCUUGUUCACUUUACUCUUCUAUCUACACAUUGAUAUUGUUCAAAUCGACACGUGGCAUACACCACUGGACUGCCAAAAACAGGAAGAGGAUGAGAGUUUCCCAAUUUACAGUCAACAAUUCAAUGAAUUUUUUGAAAGUAACAACGCUUUUUUGUCAAGAUCAAGACUCAUAUUGGAAGGAAUAUUUGCAAAGUUGAUACCAUGCUUCACACUACCAAUUCUCACUGGUCUACUUAUUCAUGGAAUGAGAAAAUCACUCACAAUUUCUUCAUCAACUGUUGAAAUCUCAUUCGCUAAUAAAAACGUGAGGAAAUCUAGAAAAGACCGAACCACAUUUCUUACUAUUUUUGUGGCUGCAUCCUUUUUCAUAUCAGAAUUUCCGUUGGGAAUAGUUGAUAUGUACAAGGGAAUCUGGAGAGGAGAUAUGAAUUAUGAAACAUUUUCUCAGAAUGUUGUCCUUCUUUGCGAUGCUCUGUUUACUAUCAAUGCCUCAAUACACUGCUUGAUAUUUUUUGCAAUGUCUUAUCAGUAUCGAAGAACUGUCAAAAAUCUAAUCAAUUGUUUAAAUUGUUUCAAGAUAAAGAAGCAGGCCCGAGUUAAUACGAUUCUGAGCAGUUUUUGA
Messenger RNA from Caenorhabditis remanei, 804 nucleotides. RefSeq lists its product as uncharacterized. The record is from RefSeq and is a predicted model, not a curated record. Lineage: Eukaryota; Metazoa; Nematoda; Chromadorea; Rhabditida; Rhabditidae. The transcript has 4 exons. Bases 1 to 804 code for a protein of 267 amino acids. Gene Ontology annotation, cellular component: membrane. Gene Ontology annotation, molecular function: G protein-coupled peptide receptor activity.